Messenger RNA from Chironomus riparius, 3105 nucleotides. Lineage: Eukaryota; Metazoa; Arthropoda; Insecta; Diptera; Chironomidae. The record is from the annotation of a GenBank genome assembly.
AUGGAAUCAGACGAAGGCACAAGUGCUGUAGAUAAUGGAGAACAAGAGGAAAAUGUAUUUUCUAAUGACUUUACAGACGAUUUUGAAAAUGGCUGGAACAAUGAGAACAGCGAUAAUCAGCCACCUAUGAAUCAACAAGCACCAACAUCCCAACAACAACCAGUUCCAGUUCAGAAUGAGAAUCGAUUUGUUCCAAAUAACAGCAACAGAGGCACUAAUCGUGGUGGGAAAAUGAAUCGAGGAGGAAGAGGAGCUGGUCCAAACAAUUGGAAUCCUCAUCAAAGUGGUCCACCACCCCAACAACCUCAACAAUUGCAACAAGAACUUUGGGUCGAGACUAAAACUGGUGAUAAUAAGUCCUAUUUUUAUCAUGCUGUGACACGUGAAACCACUUGGAAUCGUCCAGAUGGUCCUAAUAUUAAAGUCAUGACUCAGGCUGAGUUUGAAGCAUAUACAAGACAACAAAUGAGACCAAUGGAGCAACAAAGACCUGAACAAAUUAAGGAUCCCAAAAUGACAAUGAUGCCACCAAAUUUAAUGGAGCAUAAUACACAUUUACCUCCACCAACCCAGCAAAUGCCUCCAUUUAUGCCACCUUUUAAUGCUAAUGUUUCACCUUUUGGAAUGCAUGCUCCACCUCAUUUUAAUGCUCCAUUUCCACAAUGGCAGCCACCAAAUGAUCCAGCAAAGAUGUUUGACAAUAGAAUUGAUCCAAAAAUUCUCGCAAAAGCAGCAGAAUGGACUGAACAUCGUGCACCAGACGGUAGACCUUAUUACUUUAGUUCAGCACGCGGUGAAAGUGUUUGGGAACGUCCACAAGCAUUGAGAGAGCUUGAUGAAGCCCGAGCAGCGUUUAUGCAUCAACAACCGCCAAUAACAUCGAGUCAAGGUAGUAUAACGUUUGAUUCUGCAGGAAAUAUGGUCAAGCCAGGUGCUUUGAUGCAAAAACCUCCAAUUGAUGUUGUUGAUCCAGCCGAGAAAGAUCGUAAAAGGAAGGAGGAAAUGGAAAAGGCUAAAUUGCCACCAAAACCGCAAGAUAAAACUCGACCAAUAUCCAGUACUCCAAUCGCAGGUACUCCUUGGUGUGUUGUCUGGACUGGAGACAGUCGAGUUUUCUUCUAUAAUCCAUCGUCACGACAAAGUGUCUGGGAAAGACCACAAGAUCUUGUCGGACGUCCUGAUGUCGAUAAAGCAGUUGGAGCAAUACCUGAUCAACUGAAAAAGGAUGGUAAUGUAAAGGAAGAGGUACAGGUUAGUGAAAAAGCUAAUAAUCCAGGUACAAAAGUGGAAUCGGAGAAAAGCAGCGAAGAGGAAGAAGAAGACGAUGAAGUUCCAACCAAAAAGUCUAAAGUCGAAGAACAAAUAGCAGUGCCAGUAAAAAUUCAAAAUGCACCACCAAUUGUCGAAAAGAAAGUCGAAGUUAAGGAUCCAGCGGUUGAAGCAGAAUUGAAGGCUGCCAAGGAAAGAGCACAAAUUCCGUUGGAAGUAAGAGUUAAGCAGUUCAAGGAAAUGCUAAAGGAAAAGGAAGUUUCAGCAUUUUCAACAUGGGAAAAGGAAUUACAUAAAAUUGUAUUUGAUCAACGUUAUUUACUUCUUGCAAGCAAAGAACGAAAACAGGUAUUUGAGAAAUAUGUCAAGGACCGUGCUGAAGAUGAGAGACGUGAAAAGAGAUUUAAGGCACAAAAGAAACGAGAUGAUUUUAAGACCUUAAUGGAGGAAGCAAAUUUGCACUCUAGAUCAAACUUUUCAGACUUUUGCUCCCGAUAUAGUCGCGAAGAGCGCUAUAAAGGUAUUGAAAAAAUGCGAGAGCGUGAACAUCUUUUUAAUGAUUUCUUAAGCGAGUUGAGGCGACGCGAAAAGGACGAAAAACAUCUUAAGAAGGAACAGAUUCGAAAGGAAUUCUUUGACUUGUUAAAGUCACAUUCAGAAAUCGACAGACAUUCACACUGGAUGGAUAUAAAGAAGAAAUUGGACCAAGAUCCACGAUAUAAAGCCAUCACUGAUUCAAUACAGCGUGAGGAUUAUUUUUAUGAAUAUGUUAAGAUGCUGAAAGACGAAAGAAAGAAGGAAAAAUCCAAGAAAGCUAAAAAGUCUGAAAAGAAGGAAAAGAAAAAGAAAUCAAAGGACAAGGAUCGUCACAGAAAUGAGUCAAUCAACAGCAUUAAUGAUUCUGAAAAUAAGAGUAAUGACGAUUCUGUUAAAAUUGAAAAAGAAUCGCCAGAAAAAAACGAUGAUGAAAUUAAACCAACAGACAUGGAAAUUGAUGACGAGGAUAUCAAGUCUGAUGGAAUGGACGUCGACAAGUCAGGUACAGAAAGUGAAAAAGAUCAAGAAGAUGGCGAACAUUCAGGCACAGAUGAAGACAGUGAAACUGAAAAGGUUCGUAAAGAUAAAGAACGUCAACAACGUGCAGAAGCAAGCAUAAAGGAACGUGAAAAACAAGUCCAAUUAAAGCUUGCUGAACAUUUAAGAGAUCGCGAUAAGGAACGACAACAUCACAAGCAUGAUGAAGCUAUAAGAAAUUUUGGUGCUCUUUUAGCUGAUUUGGUGCGAAAUCCAGACUUGACAUGGAAAGAAGCCAAGAAAUUACUGAAAAAGGAUCAUCGAUAUGAUUCAGAUUUGGACCGUGAAGAACGUGAAAGAUUAUUUAACGACCAUAUUAACUUGCUGGCUAAGAAGAAACGUGACAAGUUCCGUGAAAUGCUUGAAGAAAUCACAACAUUGGAACUGACUAGUCCAUGGAAAGAAGUUAAACGUCAAAUUCGUGACGAUCCUCGAUACUCGAAAUUCGGAAAUUCUGAUCGGUGCGAACGAGAAUUUAGAGAUUACAUAAGAGACAAAACAGCAAAUGCGAAAUCCGAGUUUAAAGAGCUUUUGCAGGAAUGCAAAUUGAUUACGCACAAGAGUUUUGACUUAUACAAGGAAAAUCAUAAUCAUUUAAAGGAAAUUGAAGAUAUCUUGAAGAAUGACAAACGCUAUUUGGUCUUGGAACACAUGCCGCGUGAACGAACAGACAUGAUUCUAUACUAUUUUGAAGAUUUAAAGAAGAAAGGCUUUCCAGCACCAAUAACACAAACAGUAGAUAAUAAUCGACGAAAGAAAUAA